AUGAAAUAUCAUUUUUAUACUACUUAUUUAAAUACUCUUUUACAAGUAGUAUAUAUUCUUUUAUUUGACAAAUUCCAUGUUAUCUUCAGUGAAGAAUCAAAAUCACAGAUAUUAGAAAUACAGAGGAAUAAUAAUAAUGAAAGUAUAUCAUCAGAAUUCUAUGUUGAAGAGUAUCCUGAUGACAGUUUACCACAUUCCCCAUUGAACUUUCCAGAAUACACCCCUAAAGAAAAAAGUAUUCGUCAACCUCGACAAUCUGUAAAGCUGAAUACUUUAAAUAACAAUAUUAAUAAUAAUAAGAUAACUAACUGUCAGCUACAAUUGGAAUGUUCUACUGAUAUGAGAAAUACGGAUGUCAAACAAAUGUCUAUUAUGAAUUUUUCAACUAGUCAUAUUACUGGCCGGAUACGUAUCCCUGUGAGAAGUGGUAGAGGGCCAGCUGGUCCACCUGGUCCACAAGGUCCACCAGGACCACAGGGUGCAAGAGGAUUUCGUGGUCCACCGGGAGAACCAGGCAGUUUACAAGAUAUCAAUUUGACCAAAUUACAACUGAGCAAGCUUAGUUCACAAUUACAAUCCGUCGAGAAUAGGAUUGCAUUUUUUGCUGGUCUUGAAUUCAAUGUAGUUGAAAAACCCUUAGAUGAAAAUCCCAAAGUGAUAAUGAAUAAAGUUAUUACUAAUUUGGGUAGUGCAUAUAAUCCUGUGACUGGUGAAUUCAUUGCACCUGUCAAUGGUAUAUACAUUCUAUUCCUGGCUAUAUCAGCUCAAGGAAAAUCAAGGGCUGUUGUACGUUUAAUGCAUAAUGAUAAACAAAUAUUUGAUGUUUGGUCUGAAAGUUCACCCUGGGCAACAGCAACAAAUCAAGGCAUCCUACAAAUGUAUAAAGGGGAUCGUGCAUGGUUAGCUAUUCGUGAUGGAGCUUAUUUUUUACAUGGUUAUAUGUAUUCUACAUUUUCUGGAUAUUUAUUAUUUGAAACGAAUAAUAAUAGUAAUAAUAAUAAUAAUGAUACAAAAGAUAUGCCAUAAAAAUGGCUUCACUUUCAUUCCUAUGAUUAACAGUAAUAAUAAUAAUAAUAGUGAUAUACAGAUAAUUCAUGCAAAGAAUACGGAAUUUUCCACUCUUAUUAUUCUAUUUUAACAGUAUUCAACCUUUUGAAUAUAAACAUAUUUACAUAUGCACCAGUUUACCUCUAAAUUUCUAUUAUAAUUAUUAUUAUUACUAUUAAUAUUGUGUGAUAUUGCCUGUUAACUGUGUAUAGUGUGGCGUGUUAUAUCUAAGAAAAUCCCUUGAAAACCACACCAAGAUCUACUUAACUUUGAGAAAAGAGUAAACCUGUCCACGAGAUAAGAAACAAAGAAAGCUAUUCACACCUUUCUUACGUGUCACAUUUCCUCUUUGCUUUCAGUCGUAUUCAGUGUAUGCAUUGACC
Molecule: messenger RNA, 1430 nt
Organism: Trichobilharzia szidati
Lineage: Eukaryota; Metazoa; Platyhelminthes; Trematoda; Strigeidida; Schistosomatidae
Source: the annotation of a GenBank genome assembly